Arachis ipaensis is the source of this 1342-nucleotide messenger RNA. RefSeq lists its product as uncharacterized. Lineage: Eukaryota; Viridiplantae; Streptophyta; Magnoliopsida; Fabales; Fabaceae. The record is from RefSeq and is a predicted model, not a curated record.
AAAUCGGAAAUCCAAUAUUCUAUAACCGAAACCAUAGCCUACUGCGUCUGCAUUCUAUCUCCCAGCCAUCUAACAAACAAAUAAAUCCUUUCUUCUCUGUGUUCAGUUCAUAUUGUUGAUGAUGGAGUCGGCGGAAACAGGAGCAUGCCUGUGGAUGGUGACAGACCAAAAAAUCUUUGGCAUCCGCAUUGAGAAGUUAGAAAAAUUGGGGAAGAAUGAGGUUCGGGAUUGGAAAUCCCAUCUUGAGCCGGCUCCCUUUGAUUUCCAUUUGGAGCUUCCAGAGCCCAGCAUGUCGUAUCCCUUUAUCUUCCACUCGAAACUUUUCUUACUCGAUGGUCCAACCGAUUCUGGCACCAAGAUCUACCAAAUCUCCUAUGUCGGCGGCGACACGUUGGGCAUUUCUGAGGCAGCAGUGCCGGGCGCAAUCCCUCCGCUACCGACCGGCGACCCCUUUUACAUGGCAAACAUUCAAGAUGACGUUUACUUAGUGGGGUAUCGUAAGACACCGGUAGGAAUGGAGACGGGGUUAUGGGUUCUAAGUUCCCGUUCCCGUUCCGGGAAAUGGGAUUCCUUGUCUAUUCCUCCAACCGUGCUCCCUGAUCUUGGUCGUUCUUGCCCUCUCUGUUUCGUGCUGAAUGAUAAGCUCUUCUUUCAUUGCUGGUCCGCACCACCCAUUUACUAUGCCUACGACCCCCGAACUCUCACGUGGGGAAAACCGGAGCGCGCAUUUUCUUCUUCUGAUCGUCAGUUUCACGGACCCCUUGUGCUGGUGUCGUCCCUUGGGGAUGUAGACAAUUGCAGGGUGGUGCUGACAUGGGACUUGAGGAGGCUUCCCUGCGAAGAUGGUGUGAAAUAUGACAUACACGCUUUGCUGGUGGAUAAUGAAGAUGAUUGCGUUCGUGGGCAUCAAUUCCUUGAUGAGUUGUGUAAGGCGAUUCAGCCAUCCUACUUUGAUAGUACGUCCAUAGGAAUGAACGCUGUUGACCUUGGCAACAGCAAAGUAUGCAUUAUCAUGGGUGGUCUCGCAGAAGGCAUUCCAUCCUUUUCCAUUUUAGUAGUUGAAUUAGGGUUGGUACAAGAGGACAAGCAGCAAAGGUUCUUAUCUGUGCGUGUACUGGUGAAUCAAGUCUACGAUACGAUGCCUUACUUAGAGGACGACCGUCUUGAAGUGCUCUACAACUCCUUUAUUUUCUCGCUCAGCAAGGGAAUCCAUACUCCCAAGAUUGCAUGUCUCCAAGGAAAGAGUCCAAGCUAGCUAGUGGGACGAAUCCAAGCAACCAACAACAGCUUUCCAACAAGAAUGACUAACUUCAACUUCUUCAUGUAUGCUUUAUUUUAUUAU